AUCAGCUUGAAUUGGACUCUGCAGUUGUGUAAUGUGGAUAGGAGCAGAAUACUUGAUUGUUCAAGCAAAGCGGUCUAACAAACACAGAAUCAGUAGACAAGACCAUGCAGUUCCCGAUCAACUCUACUCUUAAGCCAGACUCAACUCCUUUGGCAAACCCAAGUGUUCUGUCGAACUCAACUGUGUCAUCCAACUCAACUCUUUUUCCAUCAGCUGAGGCUGUGCACUCCUAUCCCGAGUUCAUCUUUUUGUCUGUCAGUUUUUCCAUCCUGAUAGUCCUAGCAAUCUCCGGUAACAGCUUGGUGUUGGUUGCCGUGGCCCGGACCAAGAAACUUCAGAACGUCACCAAUGUGUUCGUCGUUAACCUGAGUGUGUCUGAUUGCCUGUCAUGUCUCGCAUUCAUAUGGAGCAUACCGGGCAUGGUGAGCACCACGCCGGGCUAUCCGUUGCAGCCAGACAUCCUGUGUGUGAUAUGGGGUGCUCUUCUUUAUGAAGGUUUUGGCUGUAGUGCGUACAACCUCGCCAACAUCGCCUUGAGCCGAUACAUUCUGAUCACCAGGCCUAAGGAGACUUACCAGUGGCUGUAUACACCCAAGAAGAUCGCCCUGAUGGUCUCGGGCUCCUGGCUCGUCCCUCUGUGCGCCAUCGUCAUACCUCCAUUAUGUGAUAUCGGUGAUCUUGGCUUUGACCCCAAGUGUCGUGUCUGCUCUGGUAUUGCAAUUCAUCCCUCCAACACCGAAUAUGACAUCAUUAUGAUGGCCGUGUGGUUCCCGGUACCGUGUGUCAUCAUUGUCGUGUCGUACCUCCUUAUUUGGCGACAUGUCAGACGACAUUUCAAGAACCGUCGACAAUAUAACAUCUGCCUUCAACCCUCUUCCGACAAGUCCGGCUUGUCUUCUUCAACACCAAAUACGAACAGUGAUGACAUGGAAGCUAGUGGCACUCAAAUCUCUGGUGUGCCCCUCCAACCAACUGUCAGCUCCUCCCAACACAACCUCAUCAAGAAGGACGAACUCGCCAUCACUAAGAACCUCUUCGUUGUCGUCUUGGCCUUUGCUGUUUGCUUUUUGCCCUAUGCCAUGAUGAUGGCCACGAACAGAGUUCGCUACCAUCUUUACGGUGCCCUUUUCCUGUUUGCCAGCGGCGGAUCCACUCUGGCCUUGUACUCCUAUCCUGAGUUCAUCUUCCUUUCAGUCGGUUAUUCCAUCCUGAUAGUCCUAGCAAUCGCUGGUAACAGCAUGGUGUUGGUUGCCGUGGCCCGGACCAAGAAACUCCAGACCGACACCAAUGUGUUCGUGGUCAAUCUCAGCGUGUCUGAUUGUCAUACCUGGCGUUCAUAUGGAGCAUACCAGGCAUGUUCCGGUAGGAGAAAAACUAAUGGCACCCAGAGGCACUUUCGAAGGACUGUCACUUUGAAAUCGAAAAUGGACGACAAUUACAGCAGCACGGUGACCAUGUUUCCCACAGACACUACCUAUUCUCCAGCCCCAAAGGCGAUAUACACCUAUCCCGAGCUGAUCGUCUGUGCCGUCGGUUUCUCCAUCCUGGUUUUUGUGACACUCGGCGGUAACAGCAUGGUGUUGGUUGCCGUGGCCCGUACCAAGAAACUCCAAACCGCCACCAACGUGUUCGUAGUCAACCUGAGUGUGACUGAUUACCUCACGGGCCUCGCUUUUCUGUGGAGCAUACCGGGCAUGGUGAGUACAACGCCUGGCUACCCGUUGCAGUCAGACGCCCUGUGUGCGGUAUGGGCUGCUCUGGUUUAUCUUGGUGUAGGUUGUGGUCUGUACACUCUCGCCAACAUUGCCCUGAACAGGUGCAUUCUGAUCACCAUGCCCAUGCACCACUACCAGUGGCUGUACACACCCAAGAAGAUCACCCUGAUGGUCUUGGGCUGCUGGCUCGUCCCUCUGUGCGCCAUCGUCGUACCUCCAUUGUCCGGUGUCGGUAGCCUUGGCUUCGAUCCCGACAGUCGAACCUGCACCGAUAUCGACUCCCACGAGAGAGCUCCUGCAUUCGACAAGAUCUUGUUCUCGGUGUUCUACCCGUUGCCGCUCGUCGUGGUCGUCGUCUGCUACGUCCUGAUCUGGCGGCACGUGCGACGCCACUUUAAGAACUACCGUCAGAGUGUCCGGCAAAGGAUGACGACUUCGCCAGCCAAGUCGUCCACCUCGACCUUAGACUUGGACUUGUCCUCAAGUUGUCCUCGUCUGCCGCCGCUCCAACACGCCGAGAGUUCCCGCCAGCUGACCCGCACCAAAAAUGAGCAGCUUUCGAUCACCAAGAAUCUCUUCGUGGUGGUUCUUGCCUUCCUGGUGUGCUUCACGCCGCUGGGUGUGAUGGUGGUUAUUGAUAGCAACCGCUACCAGCUGUACGCUGGAAUGGUCCUGUUCGCCAGCGGUAGCAUCAACCCUGUCAUUUAUGCCACCAAGCACCCACACUUCCGGCCGGUGUUGCGCUCAAUGCUUCGGGGUCGAUGUGUGAAAGAAUAACAGAAACUGACCACAACAAUCUACCCUCUCUGUUUUACAGCUUGCCCUGCAUAUUUCUUUUGAACCUUCACUUAAGGAACCUAUCUAGUUUGAAUUUCUUGAACAUUUAUCAUUUGGCAAUCUUAUGGCAAUCACCAAAGACAAGAACAUCAACCAAUGAUUCCCUUUAAAUUGUAAAUAUAAAUUUUGGUCUUUACAUCCCAUUAGAAUAGUGUACUUAUCUGUUUCUUUCGUAUAAUUAAAUUAUAACUGGUGUAUAUUUUGUUGCAACCAGGACACCUACAGCUGAAUAUGUUGUGUACAUAAUUCAACCUUCAAUAUUUUAUUUUCACACGCCUAAAGUCCUUGAGGAGUAGUUAAUGAAUGCGCCAUGGAACCUUGGCAAGAUGAAAUCUAGCAAAUCUAGUACUUGUACCCAGUAAGGAUUGACACACAUCAGGAAAGGAUGUCCUUGAAAUGGAGCUCGGUUCCAUGCCAGAUGGUUGCUCAACCGCCCUGUUGGUGGGCGCAGCCUUUAAAUUUACGUAUCAGUUCUACUGACAAAGGGAAGAUGAAUGUCUGAUAUGUACAUUGUACUUUUAGUUACUAUGAGAUUUCUUAAUGGUUCAAUUUUUCUCCUUGGAAGAGUGGAAUAAUAAGAGCAUUUGAAGUGAACAAGUAUUCAGGACAUUAAUUGAUUUGACGUACGAAAUGUAAGAAAAUAAGAAAAUAAAAAAGCAGUCUUUGUGUAUACACAGGUGCAA
Molecule: messenger RNA, 3235 nt
Organism: Acanthaster planci (crown-of-thorns starfish)
Lineage: Eukaryota; Metazoa; Echinodermata; Asteroidea; Valvatida; Acanthasteridae
Product: protein trapped in endoderm-1-like
Biological process (GO): G protein-coupled receptor signaling pathway
Cellular component (GO): membrane
Molecular function (GO): G protein-coupled receptor activity
Source: RefSeq, a predicted model, not a curated record